Molecule: messenger RNA, 1966 nt
Organism: Striga asiatica
Lineage: Eukaryota; Viridiplantae; Streptophyta; Magnoliopsida; Lamiales; Orobanchaceae
Source: the annotation of a GenBank genome assembly
UUUUUCUCUCUUCUCACCACAAAUUUCUCUCUCUAAAACAUACCAAAUCGUAUAUAUUAUAUUGACAAUACAUAUAUACACACGCAUUUGUCAAUCAUUUAAGCUGCUGACUCUCAAGUCUCAACAUAACACUUUCUCUCUCCACCUCUCUCUAGGGUUUGUGAGCGGUGAAAGGAUAUCGCUGGAUCACGUAUCUUAUGUGCUGUUACUCUCCAUCACAUUUGUUUCAACGUUUGUUGAUGUAAGCUACAAUUAGUAGCAGUUUCUUUUCACUUCUUUUUGCUGAACGCAAGAAAGAAUGGGUGCUGCCUGUUGUGUUGCUGCUAAGGGUAGAACUGUCACAAAUGGGUCACCCGGUGAUAAUUUGCAGAGGCACACACACUAUUCACCAAGUUGGAGUUUCAGAUGGGAUAACCGUGGAAGAGUUGCUGGUGAAGAGACCCAUUCUAACUGGGCGAAUGAUGAAGUGUGUGGGGAAAAUAGGAUGGGAGUUAAAUUCGGAGCAGCUGUUGAAGCUGCCUUUGCUUCUGAGGAGGGUAGUCCGUUAGACGGGUUUAGGUCAUCAAAUACUUGGCGCAAGUCCGCACAUUCUGAAGGAAAUAGUGGAACACUAAGGCUCCAAUCUUCUGAUCAAGCAAUUCCACAGAAUAUUCCAGAGAUAAACGAGUCCACAGAUUCCCCAUCCAUCUCAUAUUCGCCCCCUCUGAAACUCUCCCCCUCGAUCCCUUCUCUCUCUUCCAAGUCAGCAUCCCCUCUCUCCUCUCGUAACCACAAUCUCCUUUUCCCGCCAAACUCCUCAACCCCUUCCAGAUGGCACUACCACCGUUCUUCCCCGAGACACCCUCUCUUCCGCCAGGUGUCCGACAGCAGAAUUACCAAAUCGCCCUCCUUCUCGAUAUCCGAAGAGCCAGCAGCUCCUUCUUGGGGUAACGACUCUACUCGAGGCUCUCAAGGUGGGUCGUCCGACAGCUGGUCGAUGCCUACACGUCGCGAAAGAUGGUCUUUUGACAGCGAGGGCUCGGGCUUUAGCCGAGACAGAUUCGGAAGGUUCAGUGGGCCCCACUCAGGCCCGACCUCUUUAGACCUUCAAACGUGCGGUAUUUGUACUCAGCUUUUGACCGAAAGGUCUUCACAGAAGCUGAUGAUUUUCUCAAACGAGCUUGCUGUGGUCUCUGUUCUGACCUGCGGUCACGUGUACCACUCGGAUUGCCUAGAGUACAUGACUCCCGAGGUAGAAAAGUACGACCCUGCUUGCCCGGUUUGUACCUUUGGGGAGAAACGAGCCUUGAAGAUGAUGUCCGAGAAGGAUUCUUCGAAGGCUCGGAAAAAAUCGAGGAAAGUACGUGUGGUUGAUAGUGAUCUCAGUGGAGAGAUUGUGUUUGAUCGUUCGAGAAGUGGCUCGACGAGAAAGCCGUUUUUGAGACGGCACUUCUCGUUUGGCGUGAAAAUGAACAGGCAGUUGACUGACCGUCAGUCGAAUCCGAGGAAGGGGUUUUUCUGGGCGAGAUCGAGCAUGGAGUGAGGUUCUGAGAAAAAUGGUGUGGAAAGUGAACAGAGUCACAGAGAUGGUGAUCAGUUCAGAAUCUUCACCAAGAAAAUCGAGUUACCUAGGAAUUAGCUACCUGCAGAAGACAAAAAAACACUGUAAAGAAAGGGAUAAUACUAUAAAUGUUUAAAUUCAUUAUUAUUAUAGAAGGAAAAACUGAACAUGGUAGAAUUAAAAGGAAGAUUGGCUUUGUUUCUGUAAUGGCAAUUUGAUGCAUCUGUUUUCGUGUGUGCAUGUUUUUUUUAUUGAUGCUUAUGAUCUAUUUUUUCUUCAAUGUACUUGGCUGUUCUGUUUGAAGUAGUUUGUGGAAACUUCUAUCUUUAACUAGCUUCAUGUGAAAUUUUAAGAAAAUGUACUGAGUGCUCCAAAAAUUCUGGCUAAUAUCAUAAUAUAAACUUAAACUAGUACAGAGCCCGUGCG